Messenger RNA from Debaryomyces fabryi, 219 nucleotides. RefSeq lists its product as uncharacterized. The record is from RefSeq and is a predicted model, not a curated record. Bases 1 to 219 code for a protein of 72 amino acids. NCBI's taxonomy places the organism in Eukaryota, Fungi, Ascomycota, Pichiomycetes, Serinales, Debaryomycetaceae. The transcript has a single exon.
AUGCAAGCAAUUAAGAAUUUGAAUAGAAUCCUAGACCCCUACAACGAGAAGAAGUUAAGACAAAUUGGAGAAAUGGCUGUGAGAUUAUCACAUGCUUCCAAGGUAGAUUCAACUGCUAAUGCAGCUAUUGCAAAAGUGGUGGAAAAAGGCUUAAGCACUGCAUUUACUGAAUUCUCUGAACUGGAUGAAGAAGGAUUUUUAAAAGUAUAUAGUAAUUAA